This is a messenger RNA of Callorhinchus milii (elephant shark), 1794 nucleotides long. Its product is annotated as actin-like protein 7A. The record is from RefSeq and is a predicted model, not a curated record. NCBI's taxonomy places the organism in Eukaryota, Metazoa, Chordata, Chondrichthyes, Chimaeriformes, Callorhinchidae. The coding region runs from base 45 to 1217 and encodes 390 amino acids. The transcript has a single exon.
GGAAUCCCUCCAACACUGUGCAGUUGGUGAAAUCGGAGCCCAGAAUGGGCGGCAAACAGUCCUCGUCGCUGUCUGUGCACAGUCAUCUCAACGGGUCGGACAGGGUGGUGAAGGAGAUCCGGGCCCUGAUGAUCGACCUGGGCACCGGCUACUUCAAGGCAGGCUACGCCGGCUACCCCAAGCCCUCCGUGAGCAUCUGCUCCACGCUGGGCAGACCUGUGCAGCGCAGCGCCAAGACCGGGGACAACCGCAAGGAGAACUACGUGGGUGAGGAGCAGAGAGGCCAGCUUGCCCUGAGGAUGGUCAACCCACUCAGGAGGGGUGUGGUGGUGGACUGGGAGGGCACCGAGGCCGUCCUCGAUUACAUCUUCAGCAAGAAGCUCAGGCUGCACCCAGAGGAGCACGCAGUGAUGGUAGCCGAUCCUCCGCUCGGGCCCAUCACCAACAGGGAGAAGACCGCUGAGAUGUUCUUCGAGACCUUCAGCACGCCUGCCCUGCACAUCGCCAGCCAGUCCGUCCUUUCCAUCUAUGCCUAUGGGCGCACCACAGGGCUGGUGGUGGAGAGCGGCCACGGCUCCUCCUUCCUGGUGCCCAUCUACGAGGGCUACAUCAUGCCCCACAUCACGAGCACCACCGACUACGGAGGAGCCGACCUGACCAGGUACCUGACCAGGCUCAUGAACGAGAACGGCCACAAGCUGACGGCUUGCGACUUCCAGGUGGUGGAGGACAUCAAGCAGAAGUGCUGCUAUACGGCCGCGGACUUCGAGGUCGAGAUGCGCUGCGAGGGCAAGGAAGGGGUCGUGAGUUACGAGCUGCCCGAUGGCAAGCUGAUCAACAUAGGCAAGGAGAGGAUCAAGUGCUCAGAGGCUCUCUUCAACCCCUCCUUGAUGGGCUCCAAAGAAAUGGGCUUGCACACCAUGGCCAUCAACGCAAUCAACAAGUGUGAUAGCACCAUCCUGGAGGAUAUGUUCAAGAACAUUUUGCUCUGUGGUGGCAGCACCAUGUUCAGUGGCUUCCCUGUCCGUUUCCAGAAGGAAGUGAGGAAGUUGGCACAAGACAUGGCUCCACAUGUCCACGCCAUCCCCGAGAGGAAAUACUCAGUCUGGUAUGGAGGCUCCAUCCUGGCUUGUCUUAAAUCCUUCCAGCAACUCUGGGUUCGCAAGAAAGAUUAUGACGAGCGUGGACCGAUGGUUAUCUAUCGCAAAUGUUUUUGAGACAGAGACUUUUUUUAAAUAUAAGAACAAUUUCAACUUGUUGCCAAUUUAACCUUUUUAUAAUUUCCAUCUUUGAAUGUAAUUUAUUUUUCUCAGGGGGUAAUUGGAAGGGUGGGGGGAAGUUUAAUUGGGUUGAAAACCAGGUUUGAAACUAUGGAAUUGUAAUAAAAUUUUGCAAAUUUGUGAUUCCUGAAAUCCAUGCGAUCAUCUGUAUUCAAAUCUGGUUAAGAAUGAGGGAGCCGAGAGAUCCCAUAGAAUUCCAGCAAGGCUGAUUUUUGCUGGCUUUGUGGCAUUUUUGCUGAGGGAGCCCAGACUGCAAAUAUAUAUUUGAAUUUGUGACUUGCCAGAAAUGACAUACGUUGGUCCAAUCCGGAUUAUGUUCAAAGCAACAGGAGAACUGGUACUUCCCCACUUUCAAUGCAAAAGUUAGAAUUUUCCUCUGGUGCCAUUUGAAGCUGGUUUGAAUACUGAGAGUUGCUGUUUGGACUACCUUUCGUGGGUUUUUCUGUUCCAAGUUUUUCGAAAAAAUGUGUUGUGGUCUUUCUUUGCUCUUGUUCACUUUGUAUGUGCUCUGAGA